Messenger RNA from Ooceraea biroi (clonal raider ant), 6185 nucleotides. RefSeq lists its product as uncharacterized. The record is from RefSeq and is a predicted model, not a curated record. Gene Ontology annotation, cellular component: nucleus. Gene Ontology annotation, biological process: positive regulation of transcription by RNA polymerase II; DNA damage checkpoint signaling. Gene Ontology annotation, molecular function: histone binding. NCBI's taxonomy places the organism in Eukaryota, Metazoa, Arthropoda, Insecta, Hymenoptera, Formicidae.
CGUCGCGUAUCGUAUUCAACGCGCCACGCCGUAGGCCAAGAUGGCGAAUGGCGACUCGCGCCCGCGUACGUGCAAGUCGCUCGUGAUCUCGCGUCGCGGAACGGUCGGGGGAAAGUAGCGUUUCCGCGGUGGUGUGUCAGGUGCACCUGUCGUCUCCGAUGCGUCUCGCGCCCCUGAACGUGGAGCAAGUCCGUAUCUCUGCCGAUCGGUGCGACGUAUACCGCGUGCACGGCACGGACGUGAAGGGAGGGGGGGUUAACCGGGACGACGAACCGCCUCGGCACGGCCGGUGAACGAUAAUUGCGCGUUGGCGGCAGCGAGCAGAUGCGAUAUUCGACGUCGCGUUCGACCAGAGACAUUUCCGAAAGAGGCGUCGCGUGCGUUAAAUAUCCGUAAGUUCUUUUGCGUACUUCAGUGCUCGUUCGCGGCUUUGUCCGCGAUCGCAUUCCCGAGUGUGGCGGCGCGUGUGUGCACGGAUGUGUAUGUUGUGUUCGCCAUAAAUCAGUGAAAAAUGUCGAACCUAAAGAAAACCGAUAGUUGUAUACCAGAUACUCAAGAGACCUAUUACGAAGGUGCUAACGAGGGUUCUAAAGAGGGAAUUAUUAACGAAACUCAGAGUUUAGCCUUUACUGAAAGUCAAGAUUUUCGACUUGUUGACUCGGGAGGAGAUGACAGUAUAAUGGAAAGAAUGCAAGCAACGCAGGAUGAAAAGAACGAUCAGGAGUCAAUCAAGCGGUCGGAUUUACAAAUCCAGGAUGCGUCGCAAUUGGUGGCAGAUAAUAAAGCAGUGACGGCAAACGAUAGUGAAGACGAGAUUAUCAAGAACAAAGAGUUGUUAGAAGAUGAAUCUGUUAAAAAGACUGAGAAAGCUAUAUCUAGCGAUGUACUUGAUUCAGAGGAGAAAAAAGGUCCUCUUAAAGAGGAUAUUCAAGAUGUACCUCCCCUAAGCAGUUCGCCAUCUCCGGGAACAGUUGGCAACGUUAAAGCUGUGGAUGCAAAACACAAAGCUGAAUCUUCCGUUGAACCGCUCCCUAAAAUCUCCAGAACGAUGUCUGAUGAUAUGCUUACAGACGACAAAGAAAGCAAAGAUAUGAUUACGGAUGACAAAGGAAACGAAACUCAAGAGUUGGUGGUGGAAAACGAGCCUAUUAAAAAGACUGAACAGGAUACACCUAGCAACGUGCGAGAUUCAAAGACCGAUGAGCUUUCCGACGAGGACGAGGUCAUCCAGGGUACACCACCUCGAUGCUACUCGUCUACAAAAUCGAUCGAAGUUGCGAGCCUGAAACGCAAAGGUAGCCCCUUCGACGAACAACUGUCCGCCAAAAUUCUCAGAAUGCCGUCCGCGGAGGAUAUGACGAGCGGCAAAAAGUUCGAGGACGAGGAGAGUCGUCAGUCUUGCGAAUCUAACGACUCGUACCAAGAUUUAUUUAAGAACGCAGAGAAGAAUAUUAUAAUAGAGGAGACCCAGGAUCCAACCAAUCAAGAAUUCGCGCAGAAAAUCCUUGAAUCGGAUUCCUUGAAAAGCACCCUCAAGCAUACAACGGAUGACGAUAAAGCACAAGAACACCGCUUCGAGCAGACGAAUCAAGAAGAGGGGGCUGAUGUCUUCUCGACGAAGUGCUGCGACGUGGAGAAGGACGAGAAUCUGAACGUUUCCGCAAGACUGACCGACACCAGUGCGAAUGAUAGCACUACCGUUAACUUCAUGAACGAGAGCAAUUCACAUGUGGAAGACAAUAAUUUAUCGGUAGAAGCGAAGGAAGACGUCAGUGUGACGAGCGUUGCGGCAGUCGACGAAAAGGCCCGAGUUCCCGAUGAAACGGCGGACAAAUCUGCAGGAGCAAAAGAUCUGGAGAUGGCGAUCGACGAGAUGGAGAAGACGCAAGAGACGCAUCGCGUGAAGCCUACUGAAAAAACUGCCGAUAAGAAGAAUGAGAAAGAGACUUCGAUCACUCAGACGAAAGCGUCCGAUGAAGCUCAGCCGAGCGUGAGAGGUCUGGCGAGCAGGUCGCGUUCCAGCGUGGAACUGAUAUGCGACGUUGGGAAUAAAUCAGAACCGGAAGUAGUGGAGAUCGAUGAGGACGACGAGAAGAUCGUGCUGGACUCGUCAGCGGAGGUGAUCUACGACCGCAAGAACAGCGCGGCGAAGCCAGAGGUCGUCGAGAUCGUUGACGAUUCGCACGAGGAUGGCGAAAAGAUCGUUCUGGAUUCGUUCGGGGAAGGGGUAGAGGUGCAGAUGUCAGAAAAGUACAAAAAUUACCACGAAGGCAAACCCGCCAGCGAUUUUAGCUACAGAUCCAUGGAGAGCAUGAAGGAGUCGUCGCUGGACUCGAAGUCGGCGACCGACGCGAAGAAGCUGGUGAAUGGCAACGCCGAAUCCAGGAGAUACGAAACUGACGUGACGCUCAGCCUAGGAUCCGAUAAUUUCUCCGAUUGCAAUACACCGCCCGCCUAUGCGGCGAAAAGUAACAGUAACGUCGCGGCGAAGAAGUCCAAGGACAUUUUCCUUGGGUCCAAGGACGUGGAUAACUCCGAACUGAUCAGCAUAAGCGACAACGAGAUGUCCAACGUGGAGGAGAAGAACAAGCCCGAUCUGAUUCAUAGUAGCGCGCUGGGCAAACCCGUACAGAUGGAGCGAGAGAUCGACAUGUACGUCAAGUUCAAGUGCACGCUGCUCGUGGAUGAGAACACGAAGGAGAUCCUCAGCAGAGAACUGACGGCAGUGCAAUGCGAAACGGGGAUCACGGAGUCGAUGUUGCUCGGCAAGCAGAAAAACGAGGACAGCCAGGCUUCGCUGGCGGAUAUCUCCGAUAACAAGGAAUCGUCGCCCGGAUCAGUGAACAGUAAUCCUCAGCUGUUUCAACUGAACAGAUUGUCCAUGGUGUCGUCCAUCAGUUCGUCCAGCUCGGCGUCGAGCGCUGCUUCUCUGGCCGCAAAGAUGAAUCAGAAAAACUUCCCCAUGCCCCUAGGUCCGGCAAAGCACGCGAAGAAACACUCGCAGGAUGUUCCGCCGACGUUGGUCGACAGAGCGUUGGACGAAACCUGCGAACGUUUAAAGCGUGAAUGGAAGAACCACCCGUUGCUCGUGACCACCAUCCUGAAUUACCUGAAUGCGGAACUGAGCAGCAGUGUCGCCGUCCCCGCAGCUUCCGUAUCGAUGGACGCAUAUGUGAACGUCAGCAACGAGCGACUGGACGAUCCUCAUCAUCCCCAUCAUCAUCUCUUAGAGAAGAAUGGUAUACGCUCAUCCACGCCGGAGGUGUCCUCGCUCAAGUUGACCACUACGCCGAGGACUACGAAGAAGAACAAAGGCGUGAAGAGGGCGAGAAGCAAGCCGACGAAAUCGAGCGUUGCACAGACCAACGGCAAGAACAGUAGCAAGAAUACCUCGGAUGUGAACAUGCCGAUUUUGCACUCUGAAGUCGAUGCUGUUGCGUCACCGAGCAGGAAGAAGCUCAAGAUAGAGUCGACGUCGGAUAGUCCGUCUGUAAAUAACGCGAACGACGUUCUGACAAAUUCGUCUCCGCAGAGCGCACCGGUCGACAGUCUGAUCGGCAGAACCGUGUUCGCCAAGUGGUCGGACAAUAAUUACUACCCCGGCAUAGCGAGCGACCGAGUGAAGGGCAAAUAUAAAGUGAACUUCUACGACGGCAAGAGCAAGGUGCUCAUACCGGAGUUCGUGAUACCGAUACCAAAGAUUUUAAGGGAGGGUUUGUCCGUGUACGCGACUUCAAAGGUAACUGGCUACGAUUCUUGCGGCAUCAUCGUCGACGUUCAAGCAAAACCGAACGACGACGAAGACGUGUAUUACACCGUCGAGGCCGAUGACGGCGAGCGACUGCACGUUCAGGUGCGAGAGAUCUCUCUCUCGAGCGACCAAGCGCAGGUGCUGAAGGAGGAAUUAAUUUCCGAGGACAACGGUUCUGUGCCGAGCACGCCGAGGGCGCUCGGGCAGGUGACGCUGGACAAUAUGGUGGACGGCAAGCGGCGUUCCAAGCGAAUCGGCACACCGAUCUUGUCCAAGUCCAGCAGCAAUCAAGUCAGAGCGAGCGGCUCGGCGAGCAAAGCCAAAGCGGAGCCCUCGGUGUCGGGUAUGUCCGGCAAAUUGAAGAAGAAGAGACUGUCGGAGAACGAGAGCAUGUCGAGCGACUCGAACGUCGAGUCGAUGCAAGACGAGUGCGUUCUGCGCGGCGUGCAGAGGGAGAUAAUCGGUACACUGUAUGAGCAAGUUGUUAAGGGACCGCAGAGUAGGAUCAAGGGCAAGCCACGCAGCAAGAAGAAGGUGGUUGAGGACGAGCAGACGAUCGCGACUCUCGGUCCAAUCCCGCCAGCGAACUCCAGCAUCUUCAAGGGCAUGUCGUUCAUCCUCACUUGCGUAUCCUUGGACGCAUUGGACAGGUAUCAGCAUUCGAAAGCUGCUUCGAGCGCCACGUCAAACGUGGAAACAGAAGCCACGGAAACGGAAGCCGAGACCGAGAACGAGGAUGACUGGACGAAACGGCCAUUCGUGCGCGAGCGUUUACACACGCAGAUCACAGCGGGUGGCGGUAAGGUGUAUGAGAAUUUCGAUCAGAUUCCGAAGGAAGAGUACAAGAACACGAAGCUCAUCGCGAAUGUGCCAAAUACUACGGCGAAAGCCAUAUUGUGCCUAUCGGUUGAUAUACCCGCGUACAAUCACAAGUGGAUCAUCAGGUGUUGCUCAGAAGGAAAACUCGUGAAUGAGGCAGAGGAGGCGCUCCCGACCGGAUGGAGCUUGUACAAGCAAGGCUACGUGGAAAUGUUCCAAGUAGCUGGAAACAAGCCGUUGUCGAAGAUCGUUGUGAUAAUCCCUAAUUUAAUAUACGACAAAGAGUUCACCACGUUCUGGCGACAGGUUUGCGAAAAUGCAGGCGCAGUGGUUUUAAUCGCUGAGCAUUCAGGAUCUAUGGAACUCGUGGAUUUCGACAGCGACGUAGUAGUCGUGUCGAACAAGAAAUGUCCAUCAUGGGCCGUGGACAGAGCGGGCCAGUUACAGAUUCCAGUAUUGUCCACCACGUGGGUGGUUCAGUGCUUGAUCGAGGGCAAGCGUUGCCCGUGCGAGCUGCAUCCGCGUUACAAAUACAACUAUACGAAUUAAGACUUCCACUUUCAUCGAUUAUGAGGAAGGCUGUUGUUUUUACACUCGUGAGUGCAUCGUCUGUAAAUAAUUUCGGAAUCCUAUAUAUAUAUGUACACAUAGUCUCUUGCUUUCUUCUGCUCAUUGCUUCAUACGUUUCACGAAUCUUGCACAAGAAACAUGGGUUUCCAAACGCCAUCUUUUUUUUUUAACAUAUUAAAUAUUUUUGAUUUAGUUGUAUUACAGGAAACAUCGUUUAUCUCCCUAUCUCUGCUUAUUCAUUUCGCUCAAUCGAUUUUAUAUUUUUUUAUCAUAAUUUUCGACAUCAUUUACUACAAAAUUAACAAUAUGAUUUAUCUGUCGAGUUAUUUGAUCUAUGAUCUCGACCGUGUCUGUAUAAUGCUACUCAAACUGCGCAAACGAGCGAAGAUGCAAUCCCGGAGAAGCGAAUGAUUUCUAUGCAUAAAAGUUAACUGAUGAAGCAUUGAGAGAAUUUGUAGUUUUGUUACAUCUGGAGUCAGGAGUGUACCAAUCAUGACGAAAUCUCGAAAUUGGUUUAAUUUCUCUUUCACGCUCCUCUAUUCACGCUAGCCCGUUAUCUCCGAAGCAUAUGCAAAGCCACAAUGUACAAUCGGGCUUGUAAAAGAGGAAUUGAUCUAACACGAGAUUUCAAUUAAACUGGCCCUUCUACAUCUGACUACAUUUUCGUAUCAUGUAAAGAGAUAAUUUUUAUACUCUCUAUUAAUUUUUACAAACAUAUUGUUUCCGCAUAUUGCCUAUUGCUAUGAAAUACAACCAAUUUUUAUGAUGUUGGAGAUAUUUUUAUGAAAAACACUGACUAUAAGGUACGAUUGACGAUGCAAUAAAAAAAACAUUUAGCAGCGCAACUAACGCGACUCGAAGUGCUAUUCGAGUUAGCCAACGAUAGCUGCACGCGCGAGUGUUUGUAUAGAUGUGUGUAUGUGUGCGUACGCGGUGAUGCAUGUAUAUAAAUAAUAUAAUAUACAAAUUUUAUUAUCAAGUAAGUUAUAGCUAUUAUAUGUACAAUGAUGUCUGGGGAUAAAAUAUAGCGACAUAUUUUGGCAAA